CAGAGACGGAGACUUGUUUCUGUGUUUAUGUUCAGCAUUAUCAAUCAAGUGGAAAAAUAAACAAAACCACCGAGAGCUGCGUCUUUCUCCUCCUGCGCACUGCUUUGUUGGAUUUAACUCUCCUGUGUUUCCAUCGGGGAUUUCUUCACGCUUCUUCAAAAGGGAUCCUUCAUUUGAGGAUUAUUUUACAGAGUAUUUCUGUCAUUAAAAAAGAGAAGAAAAAAAAACAAAAAACAAAACUCGCCGUAUGGGAAAGUAGAAGGGCAGGAAGGAAAAGUUUCCCUGAAUCCACCUUCUGCGCGUCCACUCCUCACAUAACGGAAAGCUUUUAAAACUUUCUCCAUGCGUGUUUGAGCCGGGCUACACGGACCUGUGGAGCUUUCACUGCUUGUUUAAGGGCUGUCAACACAAUGGGACGCCUGUGUCUGCUCCUGGUUGUCACCCUCUCCCUACUCACCUGCCAGGUUUUGUGCUCUGGAGUUUUUGAGCUGAAGCUGCAGGAGUUUCUCAAUAAGAAAGGGGUGUCUGGAAAUGCCAACUGCUGUCCUGGUGAAUCCGCUCAUCCCCUGGUCCAUCAGUGUGAAUGCAAGACUUUCUUUCGGGUCUGUCUGAAACACUACCAGGCAAACGUCUCCCCGGAGCCUCCCUGUACCUACGGCGGGGCUGUGACUCCUGUCCUCGGAUCCAACUCCUUCCAGGUGCCGGAGACAAACGCGGACAGUUUUACCAACCCAGUCCGCUUCCCCUUUGGAUUCACAUGGCCGGGGACGUUUUCACUGAUCAUUGAAGCUCUGCACACUGACUCCCUGGACGACCUGACAACAGAUAACCCAGAGCGUCUGAUCAGCAGGAUCACCACCCAGCGUCACUUGACUGUGGGUGAAGAAUGGUCCAAAGACAUGCAGACAUCUGGCAGGACAGAACUGCGUUAUUCAUACCGCUUCUUGUGUGAUGAGCAUUACUACGGUGAUGGCUGCUCUGUCUUCUGUCGUCCCAGAGAUGAUGCCUUUGGACACUUCACCUGUGGCGAGCGCGGAGAAAUUAUAUGCAACUCUGGCUGGAAGGGCCAGUACUGCACUGAACCAAUCUGUCUGCCUGGCUGUGAUGAAGAGCAUGGCUUCUGUGAUAAACCUGGAGAGUGCAAGUGUCGUGUGGGCUUCAGUGGCCGUUACUGUGAUGACUGUAUCCGAUACCCAGGCUGUCUUCAUGGCACCUGCCAGCAGCCGUGGCAGUGUAACUGCCAGGAGGGAUGGGGCGGACUCUUCUGCAACCAGGAUUUGAACUACUGCACACACCACAAGCCCUGUCUUAACGGAGCCACUUGCACCAACACUGGCCAGGGCAGCUACACCUGCUCCUGUCUGCCUGGCUUUACAGGUGCCAGCUGUGAGAUCCAGGUCAAUGAAUGCUCUGGAAACCCAUGUCGCAACGGGGGCAGCUGCACUGACAAUGAUAAUGGAUAUAAGUGCACCUGUCCACCUGGUUUCUAUGGCAACAAUUGUGAGUUGAGUGCCAACACCUGUGCAGACGGACCAUGCUUUAAUGGUGGACGCUGUUCGGACAACCCUGAAGGUGGUUACUUCUGUCAGUGCCCGACGGGAUAUGCAGGUUUCAACUGUGAGAAGAAGAUUGACCACUGCUCCUCCAACCCCUGCUUAAAUGAUGCUGAAUGUGUAGAUCUGGUGAACUCCUAUCUGUGUCAGUGUCCUGAGGGAUUUUCAGGCCCUAACUGUGAGGACAACAUCAGCAUCAGUGGAUACUGUCAGUCUUUUCCCUGUCAGAAUGGGGGGACGUGCCAGGAAGGAGUGAAUGGUUACGCCUGUUCCUGCCCUCCAGGUUAUACUGGACAAAACUGCAGCUCUCCCAUCUCACGUUGCCAACACAACCCCUGCCACAAUGGAGCGACCUGUCAUGAGCGUGAUGGUCGCUAUCUGUGUGCAUGUUUGCCUGGCUAUGGUGGACACAAUUGCCAGUUUCUGUUGCCAGAGCAUCAUCCUGUGGUGGACGCACCAGACCGCCGAAGUGGAAAUGCUGAUGACGAGGAAGAUGAUGACAGUGGGUUCCCUUGGACAGCUGUGUGUGCAGGUGUCUUCCUUGUUCUUGUGAUUCUCAUCGGCUGCUCUGUGCUGGUGGUCUAUGUACGGGUCAAACUGCAGGAGCGGCACAGUCACCAUGGCGACAGUGUCCACAGUGAUAGCCAUGAGACCAUGAACAACCUGACAACAACCAACAAUUGUCUCCGCAGCGACAAGGAACUGGGUGCCAUGAUGACAACUUCAAUUAAAAAUACUAAUAAGAAGGCUGAUUACCAUUCAGAGCUGGGUGGAUCACUGGGUGGUCUGAGUGGCAUCAGUGGGCUCAGUGGGCUUAAUGGGCUCGGUGGAUCAGAAAAGAAUGGCUUUAAGACUCGUUACCCCAGCGUGGAGUACAACCUGGUCCAUGAGCUCCGACCAGAGGAGCUAUCCCUGUGUAAAGAGGAGGAGCAAGACGAGGUCAAAUGUGAAAUGCUGGAUGAGUGUGACUCAGAGGACAGAUACAGGAAGAGACAAAACAGUGAUGCAUCAGAGAAGAAACCAGUAGAAGAAUCACCGAGCUGCAGUGAAGCGAAGUAUAACUCCUCUAUUGAUCUGAACUGUCAUGCAGCAAGCGAUCUAAAACACCAGUCCACUAGUGAUCUGAAAAACCAGUCAACCAGUGACAUCAAAUACCACCCCACCAGUGAUGCUGAAUACCACUGUUCAGGUGACAGCAGGUACCAGUGUACCACUGACACCAAAUACCAGUCCGUCUACGUCAUAUCUGACCAAAAAGAUGAAUGCAUCAUCGCAACAGAGGUAUGAUACCAGUCCAGAUCAGAUCAGACCAGUCUUCUCUGGAUGCUGGUGGUCCAAACCAGCCCUGAGCAGUAGAGCUCAGCUUGUCUCCGGGAGGUUUUACUCCUGCUGUUUGCUGCUGUUCCCUGGGAUUUACCGGAGGACUUUGAGCCAAGGUGCUACUGAGCCAGCGUGGAGUCAGUACUGACAUGGCUAGGACUUUGUACUACAGUAGUACUACGGAUGAAUACUAGACAUUUUGCUGGAUGUAGGUCUAAUGCUGACAGACAUAUGGACAAAGCAGAAGACAGAGCUAGCACAACAGAAAAAAGUGCUGAACUCAUGCAGUCAGUCGGUCUGGGCGACUGAUGAAGAGCAAGCUGCAGUACGGAAAGACUUACUGCCGGAAUGAGUCCUUAUGAACUGUUUCCCCCUGAAAAACAUUGGAGUAGUGACUUGGAUGUUGACAGAUAAAGCUGUAGUACCAUGGAGUACUGAAUGAACAAACAAUGUAGUACCUUUGGAGUACCAACAACUUUUGAAGUACUGUUGUAGUACAGUUAUGUGAUGUGGUUUUAUAAUGCAGUGUAAAAGCUGUCGUAGAUAUUGGACAGUUCAUGUUCUGUGCAGUGCUGCAGAGUAGAAGAUGAAGUUCAAACAUAGAGGCCCUUCAUUUGGCUUUUUUCUUCAGGGUUGGAGCAUUUUCAAGUGGUUGAUGAUAUUGACCAUGACCGCAACAUUCUCUGUUGGAUUCGCUGUUCGGGUGACACUAGUUGCAUGUCAUUCCUCUCACUUUCUGGUAUUGAAUAAAGGGACAAAAUUCCCCAAAGCAAAUGUUAAAAAAAGUUUCAUUCCAAAAGUAAAAUUGAAUUCUGUGCAUUCGCAGUGAAACAAUAGAAAAAAAAUUGUGGGACUUCUGCAGCAGCUAAACAUCUGCAUCUCUGCAGCACUGACAGAUACGGUGUCAGCUGAGCUGGUUCUCAGCAGAAAAUAGAGAACUGAAGACUCCAGUAGUGACUGCAGACUGAUCCAACAUGGAUCCUGUUGGGCCAUAGUGGCCUCCUGACCCCUGAAGGUUGUGAUACACAGGGCAAUGUUUUUGGGCAGGGCUACUUUGGAAAUGCUCUCAACAUUAGAGAACAAGCAAAAGAAGUCAGUGGAACAAAUCAGGAGAAUAUUAAGGAAAUUCAGCAUUCAGGUUGAUUUUUUUUUUCAAGUUUAAAUUGGUUAUCCUUGACCAGAUUUAUUAAUUAGAAGUCUGUGAGUUCAGUGUAGUGAUGAAGAAGUUUUGCAAAAAAAAAAAAAAAAA
Molecule: messenger RNA, 4122 nt
Organism: Sphaeramia orbicularis (orbiculate cardinalfish)
Lineage: Eukaryota; Metazoa; Chordata; Actinopteri; Kurtiformes; Apogonidae
Product: delta-like protein D
Exons: 12
Coding region: 411-2840 (809 amino acids)
Biological process (GO): cell communication; multicellular organism development; Notch signaling pathway
Cellular component (GO): plasma membrane; signaling receptor complex; cell surface
Molecular function (GO): calcium ion binding
Source: RefSeq, a predicted model, not a curated record